Molecule: messenger RNA, 1065 nt
Organism: Lasiosphaeria miniovina
Lineage: Eukaryota; Fungi; Ascomycota; Sordariomycetes; Sordariales; Lasiosphaeriaceae
Product: nucleoside phosphorylase domain-containing protein
Exons: 1
Biological process (GO): nucleoside metabolic process
Molecular function (GO): catalytic activity
Source: RefSeq, a predicted model, not a curated record
AUGGGUGCCUCUCCUCUAAAACCCGGGGCGCCAGGGACUCAGGAGACCCAAGACCUUCUUCAAGGCCAAAGGCCAAUAGACCGCGAUGAUUUUGAGGUCGCCAUCAUCUGUGCCCUGCCCCUAGAGGCCAGGACCGUCGCCGCCCUGUUCGAAAAAGAGUACGAUGCCAUGAUCUACGGCAAGGCCAUAGGUGACCCAAACACUUACUCGUUCGGACUGAUCGGCCCUCACAACGUCGUGCUCGUCCAUAUGCCCACCAUGGGCAAGGUUGCUGCCGCCACUGCCGCAUCCAACCUGCACGCCAGCUUCCAGAGGAUCAAGCUCGCCAUGAUGGUCGGCAUAUGUGCCGGUGCCCCCUUUGGGCCCACGCGCGGGAAGGAGGUUCUUCUUGGCGAUGUUGUUAUUAGUGAGGGCCUCGUCCAGUACGACUUUGGACGACGGUUCCCAAACAACAAGUUUGUGCGCAAGGACACUCCCCGCGGCACUCUCCCAAGCCCCAACUCGGAACUGCUCGCCGUCCUGGCCAAGCUGCAGGCCGAGGAGGAAAGCGAGUUGCAGACUACCAUCGCGGCCGCGCUGGACAUCGUGCAGCGGGCGCCUGACUUGUCUGCCGCAUAUCCUGGCCGUAUUCACGACAGGCUUUUCGAGUCAGCUUAUUUCCAUAAGCACCGCAACCUCGAGGACUGCGCAACAUGUGGUAGUGGUAAAGAGGAGGACAUGUGCUUCCAGUCCUUCGAGAUGAGCUGCGACACCCUCGGAUGCGACGAGCGAGAGCUGGUGUCCCGCGCACACUCGAUCGAGGACCGCCUCCCAGUCGUCCACUUCGGCCUCGUUGCCUCUGGCGAUACUGUCAUGAGGUCCGGCCUGGACCGGGACGAGAUCGCGACUCGAGACGGCGUCAUCGCCUUUGAGAUGGAGGGCGUAGGCAUGUGGGAGGCGUUCCCUGGCUCUUGUUUGGUAAUAAAGAGCGUCUGUGACUAUGCCGAUAGCCACAAGAACAAGAAAUGGCAGGGCUACGCAGCAGCAACAGCAGCAGCCGCUGCGAAAAUGGUCUUAGCCCACUUU